Scophthalmus maximus (turbot) is the source of this 3977-nucleotide messenger RNA. It is a transcript of the gene mmp14a, whose product is annotated as matrix metallopeptidase 14a (membrane-inserted). The record is from RefSeq and is a predicted model, not a curated record. Lineage: Eukaryota; Metazoa; Chordata; Actinopteri; Pleuronectiformes; Scophthalmidae. The coding region runs from base 363 to 2060 and encodes 565 amino acids. Gene Ontology annotation, biological process: zymogen activation; collagen catabolic process; extracellular matrix organization. Gene Ontology annotation, cellular component: extracellular matrix. The transcript is spliced from 10 exons. Gene Ontology annotation, molecular function: zinc ion binding; metalloendopeptidase activity.
UCUCUCUCUCUCUCUCUCUCUCACCGGACAGUCAGGAUACAGAAGUCAAAGUAUGAAGCUUUAGUUAAAAGCAGCCACCUGAUGAUUGUAGACCCUUUUCUUUGUUUUGUUCUUUUUUUUUUUGCUGGUUCUGGUUGUUUUCCAGAGGUUGUCUGUCCCCGCGGAUACCGACCCCGUCCCUGCUGCCACGUUUUAACAACAUAACGGGGUUGCCUCGACCGAUAUUGUUGUGAUCUCCCCCCCCACCACCACCACCACCCCCUCUCUGUCAGGACGUCCGGAGACGUGGAGACAGAAAAACUUUUCUUUUUCGGAACUUGUUUCUCGUCUCGGGAGGGGCGGUAUAGUUUGCAGAUACCAGAAUGCUGCCCCAGCUCCUCACCCUGGCCUGGGGCCUCUGCUGCUUUGGUUCUACCUCGGUCACUGCAAAUGUACUGCAAGCAGAGGCUUGGCUGCAGAAGUAUGGCUACCUGCCUCCAGGCGAUGUCAGAGCCCAGGCCAUCCGCUCGCCAAAGUCCAUCGAAACAGCGAUAGAGGCCAUGCAGAGGUUUUACGGUUUGACCGUCUCCGGCUCCAUAGACUCCAACACGAUAGAGGCGAUGAGCCGGCCGCGGUGCGGUGUCCCCGACAAGUUCGGCCCGCAGCUCAAGACCAACCUGAGGAGGAAGAGAUACGCCGUGCAGGGUCUGAAGUGGGACAAGUCCGAGGUGACCUUCAGCAUAGAGAACUACACCCCGAAGGUCGGCGAGCGAGCCACGCACGAGGCCAUCCGGAAGGCCUUCCGCGUGUGGGAGAGCGCCAUCCCGCUCACCUUCAGGGAAAUCCCCUACAGCCACAUCAGCGGCAAGGUGGACAAGUACGCCGACAUCAUGCUCUCCUUCUCGGAGGGCUUCCACGGAGACAGCACGCCGUUCGACGGCGAGGGCGGCUUCCUGGCUCACGCCUACUUCCCCGGGCACGGCAUCGGCGGGGACACGCACUUUGACCUCGCCGAGCCCUGGACCACCGGCAAUGUCGACCAGGGAGGGAACGAUAUUUUCCUGGUUGCCGUCCACGAGUUGGGUCAUGCGUUGGGCCUGGAGCACUCCAACAGCCCCUCUGCCAUCAUGGCGCCCUUCUACCAGUGGUUUGACACCGAAAACUUCCAGCUCCCCGACGACGACCGCAGAGGCAUCCAGGCAAUCUAUGGAACCAAGACCGGGGCUCCGCCUCCUCCCCCUCCCCGACCCACGAAGCCGUCCAAACCCGAGAAGCCGGACCACGGCCCGGACAUCUGCGAGGGACACUUUGACACCAUCGCCGUCCUCAGAGGGGAGAAGUUUGUAUUCAAGGACAAGUGGUUCUGGCGCGUGCGCAACAACAAGGUGUUGCCGGGUUACCCGAUGGCCAUCGGUCACUUCUGGAAGGGCCUGCCGUCAAACAUCAACGCCGCCUACGAGAGGGACGAUGGGAAGUUUGUCUUCUUCAAGGGUGACAGGUACUGGGUUUUCAGUGAGUCCACCAUGGACAAGGACUCUCCCAAGAGCCUGGCAGACCUGGGCACUGGUCUCCCUAAAGACAAGCUCGACGCCGCUCUCUUCUACACACCGACGGGACAGACGUACUUCUUCAGAGGCACCAAGUACUACCGCUUCAACGAGCAGACCCGCACCGUGGACACCGGCUACCCGAAGCCCCUCAGCAUGUGGAGCGGCGCGCCGGACAACAUCAAGUCCGCCAUCAUGAGCGAGGACGGAUCUUACACGUAUUUCUACAAAGCCAACAAGUACUGGAAGUUCAACAACCAGUACAUGAAGGUGGAGUCCGGCUACCCCAAGUCCGUGCUCCGGGACUGGAUGGGCUGCGAGAGCGAGGAGCCCAAGAAGGGUCGGGAGGAGGAGGUGAUCAUCAUCGAGGUGGACGAGCGGCAGGGCGGGGGCGCCGGGCCCGUGGCCGUGGUGAUCCCUCUCCUGCUGCUGGUGCUGGUGGUCGUCACCCUGGGGGCGCUCUUGUUCUUCCGGAAGUACGGCACGCCCCGGCGCCUCCUCUACUGCCAGAGAUCCCUCCUGGACAAGGUGUAGAGACAAAAGGCGCCUGGCUGAUCGACAGACUGCCGCGGAGGGACAGAAAGAGAGGGGGAGAGAGCGAGGGCGAACGAGGGCCCGGUUUGACGACGGCGACUGAAAAGGGCGGGAAGAGGCGAAGGAGACGGAGAAGGAGCGGGCGGUCCGGAGGGGGAAAAGGGACGGGAGGAUGGAAGGGGGGGGGCGAAGUGUUAAGGCUUUUUUGGGUGGUUUGUAUGUGCCACGGAAAAAUAAAAGAGAAGGGCCCUAGAAACUGAAAUCAGGAAAAAAAAAAUGUGUAUUUGUAUGUUUAACUAUUGACAUGUACUGCUCUGUGUCCAGAGAUUAAAGAACACAACGUCACUUAGAGAAAAGGGAAAUGCGCAAAGACUCACGCGAUCCAUCGGCUUCCCUCCCAACCUCUCUCCUCUCUCACAUCCCAGGUAUCAAAAGAGAAAAAGAAAAAGAAAAAAAACAACCCCCCCCCCCCCCCGCCCCAUUGCUUCCUCUACUUAAACUGGACGACUCCGGCUGAACUGCUGUCUGAUUCACUCGUUUCACCGCCGGAAGAGUUUGUGCUCUGGAAAUGCAUUCGCCGUCAAAUCCAUUGGGGUUUUUUUUCUCUUUUCUUUUCUUGAAUCCAGUAUUUUUUUUGCAAAGUUGAACCCAGAAACAUGGCCUGUAUUUGUUUGAAUUUGCUUCCACCACCAAAUAGGGGCUGGGCAUGGAACCUCACACUUCUUCAGUGCCGCCAGAAAAUCCAAGUCCGCAGCGGCGAGUCGUCGAUUAUUCAUCAGCGAAAUCACAUUUGGCUCUUUUUUCUUUUGACAUUUGCGGUUGUUCAGCGAGAACGUUCUUUUGGUAAAUGCAAAAGAAGAAAAAGGAAGAAGAUGAAUGUUGAAGUGUUUAUAUACUGCUCAAAGUACGGUACUCAAGUAUCGUAUCAGCACCAUUAUACAACAUUUUUAAAAAACAAUUCCCAGCCUUUCUCCGUGUCCAUGUUCAGUCGCAGUUAUUGAUACUUUGACACAAGAGUAAGUAUUAGUAUUCAUUCAAGCAGAAUUACACGCACAGAGGUCAGGACUUUACACGCCGGAGGGAACUCGAUUGUCACGGCACCCCUUGUCAAAACGUCCAAAACAAAAGAUGUAUUCGAAUCAUUUCCGGUGUUUGUGUUUUAAAAGUGAGCAUACAGCUGUGGUUUGUACCUGCAACUUCCGCUGUGCAGGCGAAACUCUUCCCUCAGUGCAAGCAGUCAGGCGGGAAUUACAUUUGUUAUUUUCUUUGUGCGUGACGUUUUAUCCCACAAAUGGCGGCGUGGACACAUUCUGGCACGUUAGAUUCGUCGGACGCGAGCGGAGCUGCUCGAACGCGGUACAGUUUUCCAACAAUACGGUGCAAUUUCUUCUUAAUUAUUAUCGUCGCUAUUGGGAAAUUGUUGUUAUUAUAAGUAUGGUUAUUGUUAUUAUUGUUCUCCUGGUAACGUUUUUUUUUUUUUUUGCUUUUGUACAUUGUCACUUGGAGUCCUGCUGGACAGAGGCAUAACGUGACAAUGAUGGAAAUGAUGAAUCCCCGGUUUCCAUUCGGCGUGCGGUGAAUUGGAUCCGAUCGGACGGCGAGUGUGAGAUCAGGGAGUUUCUGGGGGUUUGUGAAACACCCGAAAUCACCCGGAAGUCGGCACAGAAUGACAAACAAUGCUAUUUAUGAACUUUGACACAUACGGUGCUCAUUGAGUUGGGUUUUUUUUUUUUCUUUUGCUCUUUACUCAAUCAAAAUUGAAGGUGAAUUGAUUUAGUUCAUAACAAUGAUAAAAGUAAUGAUAUUUAUAAUGAUGAUCAUAUCAAUAAAAUGGAAUGAGAGGGUUUUUUUCGUUCUCCUGCCUGUUUUCACUUUUUGUAUUUCAGUAGAUGAAGUGAAAUUAAACUAUUUUCUACA